AUGACUACUCUUAGUGUACUCGCGUUUGAUGCAGAGGGCCGUCCGAUACAGUUCGACGCGUGGCUAGAUGACCUUCAGCUGUACUUACUGGGCGACUCUAGGGACGGUGUCUCGCUGUUUGACCUCACGUCUGGUGCCUCUCUCGCCCCUCCCGACACAUCUGACAGUGCGACUCGCUCGCAGUGGCUUACCUGUGACGCUGCUGCUCGCCUAGCCGUUCGCAACAACCUGCCGUUAGCCGAACGCACUCACUUUCACCAGCACAAGACUGCUAGAGCCCUGUACGACACUGUAGUUGCUUGCUACUCCUCCCCGGCUACUGCUGCUCUAGGCGGCCUCAUAUUGCCCUACCUGUUCCCCGAGCUAUCCACCUUUGCCACAGGGUGUUCCCCCUCCCCCCUUGUCCCCUCCGUCGCUUCUACUUCUACUGCUGACUUCCUUCGUGCUGAGGAGGUCGGAGCUGUGUCUGCUCCUAGUGGGAGGCGUCGCAGCGGCAGGGGCAAGGGAGGUCAGGAUGGUGGGGGUGGCAGCGGUGGAGGCGGUGGUGGAGGCGGUGGAGGCGGUGGAGCUGGCGGUAGUGGCGGUGGGAGUGGUGGUGGGGGUGGAGGCGUUGGUGGCGGCAGUGGUAGCGGCAGUGGGGGUGGCCGCGGCGGCAGUGGUGGCGGCAGUAGAAGUGGUGGCGGGAGCAGUGGUGACGGCAAUGGGAGUGGUGGCAGGAGCAGUGGUGGCAGCCGGGGUGGAGCUGUACAGAGGGGCGGACCUAGCAGGGGCCCGCGGCAGCAGCAAAAGCAGCGUCCCAGUGAGACCCCUUCCUCCCAGCAGCUUCGUGAGUGGUUUGAUCAGUGUGGGACGUUUGGGGGUACUGGUCGCUGCCUGUAUGUCAUUCGCACAGGUGCCCGCACUGGUCAGACAUGCGGGAAGCUUCACACCUAG
Messenger RNA from Closterium sp. NIES-65, 933 nucleotides. NCBI's taxonomy places the organism in Eukaryota, Viridiplantae, Streptophyta, Zygnematophyceae, Desmidiales, Closteriaceae. The record is from the annotation of a GenBank genome assembly.